AUUUUUGGCACGUUCAUCGCACCAGGAGAGCAUCAUUUAUUUUUCGCCGGUGGAAGGGCUUGUCCAGUUUCUCCGCCUUGGAUUUGGAUUUGACAGCAGACUGUGCAUUAUUUUAAGCAUUUUGAAGACAUUGCGUUUUUUUUUACUUGGACUGGAGUCCGUUUUGUUGUUUGUCUAUUGUUUGUUUGAGUGGCUAAAUGAUGGCUACUUUACCAGGAACAAUGCCUCGGAUGAUGCGCCCUGCGCCAGGCCAGAACUACCCCCGAACCGGCUUCCCCCUGGAAGGUAAGAGAAAUGACAACACUUUUGUUGUUUAUUGUGGCGCAGUAUCCACCCCUCUGGGCCAGGGUAGGGUGAACCAGCUUGGCGGUGUGUUCAUCAACGGGAGGCCCCUGCCAAAUCACAUCCGACACAAGAUAGUGGAGAUGGCCCACCACGGCAUCCGACCCUGCGUAAUCUCGCGACAACUGCGAGUUUCUCACGGUUGUGUCUCCAAGAUCCUCUGCCGAUACCAAGAGACCGGCUCGAUCCGUCCGGGAGCCAUAGGAGGCAGCAAGCCCAGGCAGGUGGCAACUCCUGACGUGGAGAAGCGGAUCGAGGAGUACAAGAGAGAGAACCCCGGUAUGUUCAGCUGGGAGAUCCGGGAUAAGCUGCUGAAGGACGGGGUGUGCGACAGAAGCACAGUUCCUUCAGGUGAGGCUUCAUCUGUGAGCUCCAUCAGCCGCGUUUUGAGGGCCCGAUUUGGCAAAAAAGAUGACGAGGAUGACUCUGAUAAGAAGGAUGAAGAUGGAGAAAAGAAAACAAAGCAUAGCAUCGAUGGCAUCCUCGGUGAUAAAUGUAACCGCACAGACGAAGGUUCAGAUGUAGAUUCGGAGCCUGACUUGCCCCUGAAGAGGAAGCAGAGACGCAGUCGCACCACCUUCACCGCUGAGCAGCUGGAGGAGCUGGAGAAGGCUUUUGAAAGGACACAUUACCCAGACAUCUACACCAGAGAGGAGCUGGCUCAGAGGACAAAACUCACAGAGGCCAGAGUGCAGGUGUGGUUUAGCAACAGGCGAGCUCGGUGGCGUAAACAAGCUGGGGCCAAUCAGCUAGCGGCCUUCAACCACUUGCUUCCUGGAGGAUUUCCACCCACAGGGAUGCCAACUUUACCCACAUACCAGCUACCAGAGUCCAGCUACCCCGGCACCACACUAUCACAGGAGGGCAGCAGUACAUUGCACAGACCCCAACCCCUGCCUCCAUCCUCCAUGCACCAGGGAGGCCUGACUGCUGAUGGCAGCUCUGCUUAUUGUCUCUCGUCUAAUCGCCACGGCUUCUCCAGCUACUCCGAUACAUUCAUGAGCCCUUCAGCAUCCAGCAACCACAUGAACUCCGUCGGCAACGGACUCUCCCCACAGGUGAUGAGUAUCCUGAGUAACCCCAGCGCCGUACCCUCCCAGCCCCAGCACGACUUUUCUAUUUCCCCCCUGCACAGCAGCCUGGACAGCUCCAACCCCAUCUCAGCCAGCUGCAGCCAGCGCUCUGACACCAUCAAGGACAGCCUGGCUUCCUCCCAGUCAUACUGCCCCCCCACCUACAGCGCCACCAGCUACAGCGUGGACCCCGUCACUGCAGGCUACCAGUAUAGCCAGUACGGACAGACUGCUGUGGACUACCUGGCCAAGAACGUGAGCUUGUCCACCCAGAGGAGGAUGAAACUUGGAGACCACUCGGCCGUGCUGGGACUGCUGCAGGUGGAGACGGGACAAGCCUACUAAAGCCCCUCCCAUGACACACCCAGCACCACUCUCCUCCGCCCUCUGCCACCUUCCUCCAUGCUCCAUCAAGUCUGGACUCUAGCUCGCCCCUCUGCUGCUCGCUCUGAUGCCCGGCCAUUACAUCAGCACACAGACACGCAGCCUCGCCGUGUAACAGAGAAAGUGACGCUUGAGAGUGUGACAAGGCAAUUUGGGGAAUGGAACUAAACGCCAUUGUCAACCACCAGGCGGCUCUGUACCCUCUCUUCUCAACCUUUGGGCUUCUCUGCCUGCUCCUUGUACUCCUUCCCCAGCCCCAAACCCUGUUUUGUUUAGCUCAGAAGGCCAGACAGGACCCCAGAACACCCAAGGAUGAUCGGCCGUCUUGGCCCGGGUUCCUGUUUGUCUUGGCUGCAGUCCAGCACACAUUUAGAGCCAUCAACAACAUGUACUUUGACCUUGCUGUUCAUAGUAGUUAACAA
Messenger RNA from Perca flavescens (yellow perch), 2221 nucleotides. It is a transcript of the gene pax7a, whose product is annotated as paired box 7a. The record is from RefSeq and is a predicted model, not a curated record. Gene Ontology annotation, biological process: regulation of transcription by RNA polymerase II; anatomical structure development. Gene Ontology annotation, molecular function: DNA-binding transcription factor activity, RNA polymerase II-specific; RNA polymerase II cis-regulatory region sequence-specific DNA binding. The coding region runs from base 198 to 1760 and encodes 520 amino acids. Lineage: Eukaryota; Metazoa; Chordata; Actinopteri; Perciformes; Percidae. The transcript has 9 exons.